Castor canadensis (American beaver) is the source of this 458-nucleotide messenger RNA. Lineage: Eukaryota; Metazoa; Chordata; Mammalia; Rodentia; Castoridae. The record is from RefSeq and is a predicted model, not a curated record.
AACUGUUUGGCCUGCACAUGGACUAUCUGGUCUAGCUGGUACCUGGUGCCCAAGACCAGACCCUAUUCUGCUGUGGUUCAUGGGCUGCACUGGAGGAGAAAUCCAAUGGCAGGCGAACCCUUGCAGAGAAGAGCACAGUCGGUGCCGUGCAGUGUUUGUUGAAAAAGUGUUGAAGAAACUUUUCCCUAAUGUUCCAAGAGGCCAAGAAAAGUGGGCACCUCAGACUUCAGCCUUAGAAGUACCACCCAGGAGAGUGACCUCUGAGAGAGUGAAACACAAGCAUGAUCGUCAUCUGACAGAUGGUGACAUUAGGAUCCAGCCUGAGCGGCGGCUCUAUACUGUGAGUUUGCCUCCUGAGGGGUAUGUUCCCUGUUUGCCAGAAGCCAGCAGCUGCAUGAGUUCUGAGAAUGCCACCAGUGGUGAUGACACAGAAGGUGCAAAGUCUGGUGGGAGGGAAG